AUGGAGCUCCUUCCCAGUGACACCCCCCCCCCCGGCCAAUCCGUGCUUCUUCCCGGAAUCCACCAUCCCUAUCAACCAUGCCAGACCAAACUGCAACCUGACCUUGACCAGGAAGGAGCCUAUUGUCCCAAGCUCACUGACCUGACCAUUACCCACUUAGCUAUAGUCCAUAUAAUGAUACUUCUCAUCAUGAGGUUCUUGUCUACAGACAUUUUGACAUGGGAUGUCCAAAGUGACUUCAAAUGUGGAGUGAUUGUCUUCCUUAAGGUACUGAGGGGACUCUCUACUUGUACCUGCCUCUUAAGUGUGCUUCAGGUCAUCACCAUCAGCCCCAGUCCUGAACAUAUCCAUCUAAGCUCCCCAGGAAAAUGGGCUAUUCAGACAAUUAUGCUGCUGAUUAGUUGUUUUGUGAUCAUAUAUUGUAUGGAUUUCAUUUCAUUUUCCAUGGGCAAGACAUGGACAAAUGACCCAAUCUUGUUAUGUAUAUCCAGAUGUCAUGGCCAAUGGUCAUGA
Messenger RNA from Lutra lutra (Eurasian river otter), 513 nucleotides. Its product is annotated as vomeronasal type-1 receptor A11-like. NCBI's taxonomy places the organism in Eukaryota, Metazoa, Chordata, Mammalia, Carnivora, Mustelidae. The record is from RefSeq and is a predicted model, not a curated record. Gene Ontology annotation, cellular component: membrane. Gene Ontology annotation, biological process: G protein-coupled receptor signaling pathway. Gene Ontology annotation, molecular function: pheromone receptor activity.